GCGAUAUCAACUGGAUAGAAAGAUGGUCACGGUGGUGAACAACUACGCUCCCCCGACGAAGGAUGUUAAGACGACCGAGGAGCUGCUGAACCCGCCUGAAGGUGUACACGACAUGAACUUUGUACUGCCUGUGAAAGAGCUGGAUAGUGGGAAGGUUCGGCUUGUACCUUUUAUUCCUACGGUACAUAUGCCACUGCUCAUGACACGCUCCGCCGCCCAUCCCGAAUUAUUCAAAUACGUGGGCUACGGACCACUAACUGACCUCGUAUCUUCGCUUCAUAUCUAUGACCGCCUCAUCGCCUCCGAUCCCAGCUCGACCUGGUUUGCAGUGUUCGACCUCACCCGUCCAGACAAGGAAGACGCCUCCCUCCCAGGCGCGUUCGCAGGCGUGACCGGUCUCCUAGCCGCAAGCGCAGCGCAGAGUCAGGCCGAGAUCGGAUACGUACUUUACCUACCCGAGUUCCAGCGCACGCACGUAGGGACACACGCGACGGGCUUGCUCAUGCACUACCUGCUCGACUCUCCUUCCCUUGGAGGACUGGGACUUCGGAGAGCACAGUGGAAGGCGAACGCGCUCAAUACUCGGAGUGUGGAGGCGGCGAAACGACUUGGAUUCAGGGAUGAAGGCGUCUCGAGGUGGCAUAUCGUUUUGCCGGAAGGGAAGGAGGGAUUGGAUAGACCGGAUGAAGGGGAUGGAGCGAGGGGAAAGGGGAGGCACACGGCCAUGUUGAGCGUGUGUUGGGAUGACUGGAAGGAAGGUGUAAGAGAAAAAGUAGAUGCGCUCAUGAGUAGGAAUUGAUGGAACAAUAC
This is a messenger RNA of Dacryopinax primogenitus, 810 nucleotides long. RefSeq lists its product as uncharacterized. Lineage: Eukaryota; Fungi; Basidiomycota; Dacrymycetes; Dacrymycetales; Dacrymycetaceae. Bases 23 to 799 code for a protein of 258 amino acids. The record is from RefSeq and is a predicted model, not a curated record. Gene Ontology annotation, molecular function: protein N-terminal-serine acetyltransferase activity; protein-N-terminal-alanine acetyltransferase activity. The transcript has 2 exons.